This is a messenger RNA of Topomyia yanbarensis, 609 nucleotides long. RefSeq lists its product as uncharacterized. Bases 1 to 609 code for a protein of 202 amino acids. Gene Ontology annotation, biological process: DNA integration. Lineage: Eukaryota; Metazoa; Arthropoda; Insecta; Diptera; Culicidae. The record is from RefSeq and is a predicted model, not a curated record. Gene Ontology annotation, molecular function: nucleic acid binding. The transcript has a single exon.
AUGCCAUUCUUCAAAGCCUACAUCACCGUAUACGUAUGUAUGGCUACUAAAGCCGUGCACUUGGACCUUGUGUCGGAUCUGACCACUGGCACAUUCAUUGCGAGCCUGCGAAGAUUCGUCGGCGGUAGAGGAAAGCCUGCGCAUAUCUACUGCGAUAACGCCACGAACUUUGUUGGAGUACAGCGAGAACUGGAAGAACUGCGGAAGCUUUUCCGGACUCAAGUUCACCAAGAUACCGUACCAAACGAAUGCGCAGACAACGGAAUACAGUUCCACUUCAUCCCACCUCGCUCUCCCACAUUCGGUGGAAUUUGGGAAGCCUGCGUGAAAUCCGUGAAGACCCUGCUUCGCAAAAUCCUCGGAAAUGCCCACCUAACCGAAUCCGAGCUGCAAACCGCAUUGAUUCAGGUCGAGUCAAUGCUAAACUCUCGCCCAAUCACGCCGUUGCAGGACAAUCCAUCCGAUGAAAUUGCUCUGACUCCAGGACAUUUCCUGAUUGGUCGUCCGUUGAAUGCGGCAACUGAUCCAGAUUACCGUGAAGUUCCUGAAUCCAGGUUGUCUCGAUGGGAACGAGUACAACAGCUAACUCAGCAUUUCUGGAGUCGUUGA